Paramuricea clavata is the source of this 821-nucleotide messenger RNA. NCBI's taxonomy places the organism in Eukaryota, Metazoa, Cnidaria, Anthozoa, Malacalcyonacea, Plexauridae. The record is from the annotation of a GenBank genome assembly.
AUGGUUGACUACAACUCAAGGUGGUUGAGAUUAGAAAACUGCGGGAUGAAACAAGUAAGAGUGCUAUCGAGCCUUUGAAGAGAUAUUUGCAAUCCACAGUAUUCCCGACCAGGUACAGCAAUGUCGCAGAUAAUCGUCCACAGUACGAUGCUGAAUGCUUUCGUGAGUUUGCUGCUACAUGCAUCUACAUAUAGGUUUACAUAUGUGACCAGCUAGAGCGGGCUAUCAGAACAGCGAAAGCAAUUCUAUGGAAAAAUGAAGAUUUCCAUAAUGCUCUUUUGAUAUACCGAUCAACUCCACUUCAAAAUGGCUUGUCCCCAAGUGAAUUUUUGAUGGGACGCCGUUUGCGACCACAGCUGCCAGUCCAUCCAAUGAACCUUCAGCCCAAUGUAACAACUGAGGACAGUGAGCAGGUGAAGAGAAAAGAAGCCUCUAGUCGUCUGAAGCAACAAAACAACUUCAACAAAGCAAAAUAUCUUGCACAACUAAAACCAGGUGAUGCAGCUUGGGUAACAGACCAAGCAUGUGAUUGACUAGUCAUCUGACAGACACAAUACCCAAGAUCGUAUCUAGUAAAAACUGAGAAAGGUGGUAUGUUAAGACGAAACCGUAGUGCAUUAGUAACUAUUGGUCCACGAAAUAACCCAGAAACUGGACAUGCGGACACCGACGAUAGCGAGACCACACAGCAUGCAGAAGUAGAAGAUGGGGAAACUUUGUCGAUUUCAAAUCCAGAAAAUCCUCCUCCCUCGCCAACAACAACUGCCAGUUCAGAAGAUUCGCUUGUCCCAUCACAAGUUACACGUCGGGUAGAAACGUAA